CGGAAGAGGCGCUCGGAGCGGGGAGUGGGGCCUAGCCUCAGCCGGAGCCUGGGAGACGAUGCAUCACUGUAAGCGAUACCGCUCCCCUGAGCCAGACCCGUACCUGAGCUACCGAUGGAAGAGGAGGAGGUCUUACAGUCGGGAGCAUGAAGGGAGACUGCGAUACCCAUCUCGAAGGGAGCCUCCGCCCCGAAGAUCUCGGUCUAGAAGUCAUGACCGCCUACCCUACCAGAGGAGGUACAGGGAGCACCGUGACAGCGACACAUACCGGUGUGAAGAGCGGAGCCCAUCCUUUGGAGAGGACUGCUAUGGAUCUUCACGUUCCCAUCAUCGACGGCGGUCACGGGAGAGGGAGCCCUACCGGACCCGCAAGCACGCCCACCACUGCCACAAACGCCGCACCAGGUCUUGUAGCAGCGCCUCCUCGGUGAGUGGUGGCCAGAGUGUGCUGGCUGGGGCUUAAAGGCCUCCUCUCUUUCUAGCCUUCUCUCAGGCUGGCUGGUCUGGGUGAGUACUGCCAGCCCCACGCACGUGCAUUUGGUGUGUGUGCAUGUGUGUGUGUAUGUGUCGUCUGGUCCAGGUGCAGGGCUGAGCAGGGGGCCCGGCUUCUCUGUCUUCUGGCCCAUGGGCACUGGCAACUGCAGGGGCUCUGGUUCCGGCGCCGGCUGGCCUCUGGCCUGUUUCCGCACUGCCCCAGGCACAGGCCACAUGGUGCAAGUGGCCAGGGACACUUCUUCAGGAUCCUGAAUAGGAUUGCUGGUAUGUGGUCUGGAGCCGUGUGGCCUGGGCCUUCCCACCCAGAGAUUCGUCCCCACACAGCAGAGCACUCUGACCGGUGUGGACUGCAUCCACCUCUGCAGUCUCGUCUCCACACCCCUCCCCAAAGGCCCGGAGGCUGGAGCGCCCACGGGUGAGGGAGGGUCUGCCUGUCAAUCAGCUCGGACUGGAAGCCUCCCUCUGACCUCCAGUCAGGCCCUCUUCAGCCCAGCCUCUUCACCUGAGGGGCAGUCAAGGCGAGGAGGACAAGCUGCCUGCCUGAUGGGCAUGUGAAGAAAUGGCAGAAAGGCCUUGCCAGAUGCGGGUCACAUACCCAGAGCAGGGCCUGGCAGCAUUCUUAACGUGGAGGGUUGUUGAGAUCUCUGCUGAGACCGGGAACCCGUACUGCGCUCUCUGCUCGGGGAAGGAAGGCCAGUUGCGGAUCUCUGAGGGUGUGCGGUGUUCUCUUCUCCUCCCCAGCCCUCUUCCCUCCGUCACUUGCUCCCGGCCCUGAGGCCCCUGAGGAGUGGUGGCCGAUCACUGGAGGGGGCCAGGUGUCUUCUCUGCCCCGCUUUCACGUGACUUCUUUGAGUCGCCAUGGGUUGAGGGUUGACUGGGCGCCCGGCAUGGCCUGGUGGCCUCUCUGGACACUGCCGUAGGAUAGUAGUGCAGGUCUGUGGCUCUGCUGCUUCUCUUUUUGGUGCCCUCGGUUGUCAUGAGGCUCAGGGUAGGCUUGACCUGUGAGUAGCGUAGGUGCCAAGGCCAGGGCAGGAGCUGGCUUGGGGCCGGUGUGGGCCGUCGUGGUGGUAGGCCUUGGAGGGUCGACCGGCCCAGAAGAUCCAGGGCUCCUUCCCUGCUCGAGGCUGGUGGCACAAGGGCUGCUUGAUGGAAGGCCGUUUCUGGUAGUGAAGUUAAGUUGGGCCACGGAUGCCGUCUUGGGGCAGGUGGCAGCUGUCAGGCACGUGCAGCUCUGCGCGGGCGAACAGAGGCAGACAAGGACAGGCUGGGCACUCUGCAGCUGAAGCCAGAGUGGCCUCUGACUGUUCUGGAUGCUCGGACCCAGGCUGGGCCGGCCGUCUUCUUGCGCCGUUGUUCUCACUGCGACUUCACCCUGGCGAAGCCAUCACGGGAGGGCCGGGGAGGGGGAGACUCAGUGGAGGAGGGAGUCAGGGCUGUGCCUCUCUACACGGCCCAGCCCCACAGCAGCAGAGGCUGGUGGUCUUUCUGAGCAUUUGCGGCGUCCUUCUCUUAGAUAAUGUCCGAGUUUUCUUUACAUACCUGUAGCUGUUUUUACUUUUCUGUUUUUGAAGUCAGUUUGUGUCUUGACGUGUCCCUUGCAAUAUCCCUAUCGUUAUAUAUGCUGUGUGCCUUAUGAAAUGCUGGGAUCUGGAAAAUCCAAUCAACCAACCCACCGGCUCCUCACCGUCUCCACCUCUGCCUUUGACUGACACCUCAAUCUGUCAAUCGGAACCGCCUACCAUGCGAUUGGUCGGAUGGCGUUUCGGGGGGCGGUGCAUGCAGAGAAGCCAACAGAGCAGUAAGCGCAGCAGCCGGAGUGUGGAAGAUGACAAGGAGGGCCACCUGGUGUGCCGGAUCGGCGAUUGGCUCCAAGAGCGAUGUACAGCCACCUUUCGUAAAACUUUACCUCUCUACUUUCUACCCCCCUUGUUAGACGAGACCUCUCCCGCCCGGAGGGGCCUCUAGUGCGCGUGGCGCCUUAGCGGGGCCACCAGUAAUUGCCUGAAUGACACAGACGCUAGCAACUUCUGUUUUUAAGAGUGUAGCAGUGAGAGAGAAACCUUUUUUGUUUUUGAGAAUUUGAAUGCUGUGAACUUGCAGGAGCUGCCGACCCUCUGUCUUCCAGACCCUCAUGCCCCGUUUCUUUUCUCUCCUAGAUGAGAUCGUGGGGAACCUGGGUGAAGGCACCUUUGGCAAGGUGGUGGAGUGCUUGGACCAUGCCAGGUGAGCCAUCUUCCUGGAAAGAGCUGGCCCGAGUUUCUUGAAGGUGGUGGCACAGCUUAACCUUUUUCUUUUGGAAGGGUAGCACCAAAGCAGAGUUCCGUCCUGUGCGUGUUGGGGUUUUGCUGAUCCCCUGAAACUCCUGGGAUUUCAUAGGCAGAUGGCAUCCCUGCCCAGGAGCUGCUGGAUAGUGAGCAGCACUGCCCUGGCUUCCCGGCUUCCCCACUUCCCCAGGGCUGUGGUGGUGGGUAUCAGAACAGGGCAAGGCUCUGGCUCCUUAGUGGUCUGGAGUGCUUCUUGUGAUUUCUUUUAGGGUCUGGGCCUGGCAGGGGGUUGAGAGUACUGCUGAGUCCAGCCCAAGCAUGAGCGUACCCCCCACCCCUAGCCCCCAGCAAGAGGUCUGCCUGAGAGGCUGUGCAGGUUCCAGUUGAGAGAAACAAGACCUUGGGCUGAGAAAGCAGGCUGCUGCCUUCUGCAGGUUGGCUGAGAAGGGUGGGCCCCUUUGAGCGUGCUCAGGUAGAGCAGGGGUACACCUGCAUGUGCUGGGAUGCUGCAGGGGGGACCUUGCUCCCUUCUGGGCUCAACAGUGAAAUACUGUUUUGUCCCCUUGUCAUCCCUCAAGGUCAGAACUCUCGCCUUCUCCACCUCAGGCUGGGGGCCUGCCUCCUGCGAGCACAUGGCCUUCCUGCCUUAACGGCCCUCUCAUUGCUUUGGCUACAAAGUGCUUGUGUCCUCGCUGUCUCAGUUGAGCCUGUACAUGCCUUGUACUAUUUUAGAGAUGGGGAAACAUUGCUCAGCAUUUGUCUGUAUCCCUGUCCCUCCUCCCCCACCAAACUGAGUGGCGGAGCCACUAUACGCAGUUCUCCCCCAUGCAGAGGGGUGCAGAGGGGUGCUCCGAAAGGACAGACCCAGCGGUCCAGCCAGCCAUGUGGCCUCAGUUUAAGGUAGAGGUUUUUACUGAGGGAGCCUCCCUAGGUGCCCAGAUCCCAUUUAAACAACCCUCAGACCUGGUGUCGCCUAAGAGGGUGGCCCGGACCCGUGCGCAGAGGGAAAUGUAGACCGUGUCAUGACCGGGGAGAGAGGUGGCAGAUCUGAGACCUGGGCCACCUAGGGGCUCUCUGGGCUGUGUUGCUCUGAGAAGCUAGAGGGGAAGUGAGCCUUUGAAGUUGCUAAUGGGCAGGCACAGGGCUCUGGGGACCUUUAGGGGGUCCAGAGGAAGUCAGCCAGUGGGCUGCUUGUGAGGAGACGGAAUUCAGCUCAGCAAAAGGAAGGGCGUCCAACCCUGGUAGUAGCUGUGUGGAAGUGAUGAGCUCUCUGUCGAGGCUCGAAAAGCCAUUGAGGAAUCCUAUUCUAGCAAGACGGAGGGGUGGCUUUUCCUCUGAGGCCCUUUCCUGUCUUGAAAAUCUGAGAAAAUGGGUUCAAGAAAGAAAAGGGGGCGUAUUCACUAGAAUAUGCCUCUGCCCUGGGGCCUGUGAACCUUUCUUUAGGCACCAAGGCCACCUUCCCAGAGGCCGUCAGGCCACUCCCUUGCAGGUUAGGGCUUAUCACUCGAGUCCCCCACUGGACAUUUGACCUCUGGCUGUCCCUUCCUGACAGCUUUGGGGCUGGCAGCCUAACCUCAGCAGAUUUUCUUCUCUGCUGGCAUCUUGCAAAUGCCCUACAGGGGUGGUGCUGAGGGUAAGGGAUGUGCAGAGCAGGAACUAUUAGAAUCCUGAUUGGACACUGAACAAGGGCUCCUGGCCACUCAGUGAUCUCUGAUAAAUACUAUGGCUGGUAGGCAGGCAGGCGGGGCCGGGGGCACGGGGUGUGGUAAGGCUCCCAGUGAGAGGAACCUAUCAUUGGUACCCUUACCCUCUUGCCUGCCAGGCUUUCACUCCAUCCUGGAACUCCCGCCCCAGGGGGAGCUGUUUGCCCAGACGUGUCAGUGUGCUCCAGGAGGGGCGUGGGGGCCGCAAGAGGGUUCUGAGUGGGGUGGCCUAGCCAGGGUCAGGACCGACUGCCUGCAGGUUGGGUCAUGAGUGAGUUCUGGCCUGGCACUCGUCAGCAGGAUAGGGCUCUACUCCUCUGUACACCGCCCCCUGGGAGCUGGCAGUGGCCAAGGUCAUAAAAGCCUAAGGCUGGCAUGGAUGCCAAGAGCAGCUUGCUCUUGGGAGGGUAGAGGUAUGGUGUUGCAUGGGGCAGGCUGCGUGUCAAGAAUCUGCUCUCUUCAGGGCAAGCCCUAUUCCUGGAGUCCUGAGCAGGGUUUGCCAGGAGUUGCUGGGUUGGGGUGGAGGGUGGGGGAAGGGCGGCAUGGCUUCUCAUGAGAACUUUUGCUUCCUUCCUCGAUCCCAGAGGGAAGUCUCAGGUUGCCCUGAAGAUCAUCCGCAACGUGGGCAAGUACCGGGAGGCCGCCCGGCUAGAAAUCAAUGUGCUUAAAAAAAUCAAGGAGAAGGACAAAGAGAACAAGUUGUGAGUGUCAGCAGGAAAGAGGAGGGACGCUUCUAAGGGUACCGCGUCCACUGCAGCCCCAGCUGCCCAGACACCCUGGGGCUGAGCUGUGCCCUUUGACGUGGUUGGCACCCUGCCUUCUCCCUGUGCCCAGAGCCGGGGGAGUUUGUCAACCUGUGCGUCUUGAUGUCUGACUGGUUCAACUUCCAUGGUCACAUGUGCAUCGCCUUUGAGCUCCUGGGCAAGAACACCUUUGAGUUCCUGAAGGAGAAUAACUUCCAGCCUUACCCUCUACCGCAUGUCCGGCACAUGGCCUACCAGCUCUGCCACGCCCUUAGAUUUCUACACGAGAACCAACUGACCCACACAGACUUGAAGCCAGAGAACAUCCUGUUUGUGAACUCGGAGUUUGAAACCCUCUACAAUGAGCACAAGAGCUGUGAGGAGAAGUCUGUGAAGAACACCAGCAUCCGAGUGGCUGACUUCGGCAGUGCUACCUUUGACCACGAGCAUCACACAACUAUCGUGGCCACCCGUCACUAUCGCCCACCUGAGGUCAUCCUCGAGCUGGGCUGGGCACAGCCCUGUGACGUCUGGAGCAUUGGCUGCAUUCUGUUUGAGUACUACCGGGGCUUCACACUCUUCCAGACCCAUGAGAAUCGAGAACAUUUGGUGAUGAUGGAAAAGAUCCUAGGGCCCAUCCCAUCCCACAUGAUCCACCGGACCAGGAAACAGAAGUAUUUCUACAAAGGGGGCCUGGUUUGGGAUGAGAACAGCUCUGACGGCCGGUAUGUGAAGGAGAACUGCAAACCUCUGAAGAGUUACAUGCUCCAAGACUCGCUGGAGCACGUGCAGCUGUUUGACCUGAUGAGGAAGAUGUUAGAAUUCGACCCUGCCCAGCGCAUUACACUGGCGGAGGCCCUGCUGCACCCCUUCUUUGCUGGCCUGACCCCUGAGGAGCGGUCCUUCCACACCAGCCGCAACCCAAGCAGAUGACAGGCACAGGCCACUGCGCCAGGAGAUGGAGAGUGGGACUGGGCUGCCCGGCCCUUUUCUCCAACCUCUACCAUUGGCCCCAGGGCCAGAGCCACCCACGAACAGUGCAAUGUGAAGGCAGGCAGGAGCCUGCAGGGGAGGAGACUUGAUGCCCAGCUGCCAGAAAGCACAGAUUUGACCCAAGCUAUUUAUAUGUUGUAAAGUUAUAAUAAAGUGUUUCUUACUGUUUGUAA
Sus scrofa (pig) is the source of this 6371-nucleotide messenger RNA. NCBI's taxonomy places the organism in Eukaryota, Metazoa, Chordata, Mammalia, Artiodactyla, Suidae. The record is from RefSeq and is a predicted model, not a curated record.